This is a messenger RNA of Coccinella septempunctata (seven-spotted ladybird), 3822 nucleotides long. Its product is annotated as ubiquitin carboxyl-terminal hydrolase Usp2-like. Lineage: Eukaryota; Metazoa; Arthropoda; Insecta; Coleoptera; Coccinellidae. Gene Ontology annotation, biological process: protein deubiquitination. The coding region runs from base 236 to 2896 and encodes 886 amino acids. Gene Ontology annotation, molecular function: cysteine-type deubiquitinase activity. The transcript is spliced from 10 exons. Gene Ontology annotation, cellular component: cytoplasm. The record is from RefSeq and is a predicted model, not a curated record.
UUUAAAUUUAAUCAGAACAUCAUAUGUUUCUGACGUCAUUUUCAUUAUGGCUGCCGCCCAAAAUGACAAAAAUUAAGGGCUGUAAUUUUUUACUUUUUUAAAGAAACCGACAAAAUAGAACAAAAAAAGAUUUGACGAUCAAAAAUAUCUAAAUUUAAAUAAAAGCUCGAAUACGUGCAAUGGUGUAUAUUGACGAAUUAAAGUGACUUAAAGAAGAUUGCAGUUAACAAAAAACAUGCCUGUUCUAUCACCACAUCACUCUUCUCCGAGCUAUAGGUCUAGCUAUAAUAGCACUCUGGAUAGACCACCCUACUAUAGCAACACGUCCAUAAAUCCCAGAAUUUCUAGUUAUUCGGAAAGAUUCACAACAAGAUCCUAUAUAGAUUCAGAAGGACGUCGAACAAUUUCAAGGAGCGGCAGUAUAACGGAAGAUGGAGUCAAGACCCGUUUCAAGGAGGAGAUCAGAGACGGCAGCACCAGACGGGACUCCCUGUCCAGAGACCCGGGGGUGAGUUCCAUAAGGGAGAACUCGGUGUUGGACUUUGGGGGUCGUAGGGAGGGUUCACUCUCCCGAGACAGCUCCAGGCUCUCCUCGGUGGAGAUAAUCGAUGAACUGGCCGAUUUCAGGAACAAGUACUCACCCUCCAACUAUGUACCAGCCAUCCAUCGGAGGAACGACAACAUCGGCCGCUCGAAAUCGAUCAACGACAUCGGACUGCCGCCCAUCGAGAAGGCAAAAAAAAAGGUAACUGACGGUGUCAAUGUUAACAUGAGUGUGCCGCCUAAUACAACAGCCACUAACGAUAAUUCAUGCAAUAACGACGACAACGGCAACAGGGCCUCCGUUGCCGACCUACGUAAGAGAUUCGACAAGAUGCCGGAGAACAAAGUUUCCAAGUCCCCGGUCAACAUAGACACCUCCGAAGUCAAACUGUCCGACAAUAAGUUCAAGAUACUCGAUCAGUCCAACCUCAAAGUGAACGGUGAGAAGAUACCCAACGGUCUGAGGACCGUGAAGAGAUCAAACCUACCCAAAGCCACUAUCAAAAAAUCCCCGGUUAAACCGGAUGAAGCCAAGGGCGAAGAAAACCACGUGAAAAUAAUCAAGAUAGCUGGGGUCCACAAAGAAACCGAAGACCAAGCUAAACCUAACCCGAAAACCCAAAAAAUCAACACAGACAAACAGAAAAACGCCAUAGAAAAGAAAACGGCGAACACAGACAAAAAGAUCAACCCAACCACAGAAAAAAGAACGAUCUCUGAUAAACAAAAGACGAAGACUGUCUUGUCGAGAGAGCCUGUCGACACGGUUGACAGUUCGAACGUCAAAAUUAACAGUGAACAGGGGAAAUUGACUAAUGGUGUUGCGGACCUGAAGAGCAACGCGUUGGAUAACGGCAAGGAGACAGAUGAGGCGCAGAUCAAGGACCAGGAGGAUGGUGCUGGUUCGACGGAGUCCGGUCACAGCCUGAGCGAGGAUUCCUCUUCGGUGGGGGUGUCGAGGACCAAUAAUUUCGCCUCUUACAUAUCCAGCAAGAACCUGGAGGGGGGGGAUAAGGAGUCUGUGGUUCUGGUCGAGAACAGCUUGGAGCCCAAGACCGGUUCGGUCGAUAGACCCGUUACGUAUCAGAAGGCAUCGUCACCGAAAACAAACAAAAACAGGCUUUCCCCAUCUUCCUCGGUGGCAACGAACAGCGUCGGCACCUCGGGAGUGUUAAACUCGAACAGCCUUGGUAGAAAGUCGCUAGAGAGGGAGAGACGCAGCGGGAUCUUCGACGAGGACGCCUAUGAUAGGACCCCCGGCCUCAGUUACAGAUUAGGGACCGGCAGUCCCACGAACGCGUGCGCAGCGGCGACCAGCGUGAAGACGCUGGGGCUGAACGGCCUCAAGAACAUCGGCAACACCUGCUUCAUGAACUCCGUCAUACAGUGCCUGUCCAACACUAGACAGUUGUCGGAGUACCUCCGGCAGGACGCCUACAUCAAGGACAUCAACACGACCAAUUCCAGCAUGAAGGGGUCCCUCAUCAAAGCCUUCGCCGAGGUGAUCAAGGAGCUGUGGGCAGAGGAUUCGUGCGACAGGGCCGUCAACACGGCCUCCCUGAAGGGUCAGAUACAGAGGUUCGCGCCCAGGUUCAUGGGUUUCGCGCAGCAGGACGCCCAGGAGUUCCUGCGCUACCUGCUGGAGGGGCUGCAUGAAGACGUAAACAGGGUCAAGGAGAAACCCAAGCCCAUCCACACGGAGAUCGAUGAUAAGCUCAACGACUUGGAGAAGUCUGCCGAAUCCUGGAACCGCUAUCUGCGCAUGGACAAUUCCCGCAUAGUGGACAUCUUCGUCGGGCAGUUGAAGUCGACCCUGAAGUGCACCUUCUGCGGUCACUGUUCGGUCACCUUCGACCCCUUCUGGGACCUGUCGUUGCCCAUACCCAUGCGCACAGGUCAGCUGAGGCUGUCCCAGUGCCUGGAGUCGUUCACACGCGAGGAGACACUGGACGGGGACGAAAAACCGACGUGCUCGAAAUGCAAGGAGAGACGGAAAUGCACCAAAUCCUUCUCGAUACAGAAGUUCCCGAAGAUACUGGUCAUCCACCUGAAGCGUUUCUCGCCCACCGAACGGUUCAGGGGCAAGCUGAGCGUGACCGUGGACUUCCCCCUCGAGGGGCUGGACAUGAGCAAGUACGCGGCCGAAGAGGUGACCUCCAGCAGGUACAACCUGUACGCCGUAUCGAACCACAGCGGCACCACCUACAGCGGACACUACACGGCGUAUUGCAGACACCCCUACGCCAUGUCCUGGCACGAGUACAACGAUUCCAGGGUGAGCAGCGUGUCCCCCAGGUCUAUAGUGAGCAGCGAGGCCUACGUGCUGUUCUACGAGCAGGAGGGCGCCAAGUAGCGAGAGGGGAGAGACGCCGUUUUAAUGAGAACUUUUAUUUUUUUUUUGUUUUUGUGAUUUUGAUGAUGUGGAGGAUCUCCGGUGCGGAAAUAUUUGGUAUUGUGUUUUUACCUGACUUGGUUUCGCUGGAGGGACUGAUGCCGGUGGAAUUUCAAUGGGGGUGGACGUGGGUUGAUUGCAGUUUCAAGGGAGGUUUAGGAUUUUCCCCUGGGGCAUUUAAACUGCGCUUCCAGCAUUGAUUCCACCUUGGACGCAGCUAAAAUGUGCCCUUCUAGGCAAUAUUUGGUGGACAAAUUGCAAACGAUAGUUCUCAGGUAUCGAUUUGCAUUUUUCUUGUUGGGGUUGAAGGGGAGGCGUUCCGACCGGGGGGAUCCUCGUUGAAAAAAAUACCUUGUGUAUUCUGUUAUAUUUAUUUGUCUUAUGUGAUUUGCAACUUAUACUCUUGUAUUUAUAUUACCAUACUACUGUUGAUAUUUUGGAGAUUUUAAAGAACAAAAUAUAUUAAUUUAUUUAUUUUUCAAAUUGUGACUAUUUUAAGCAUAGUCGGUAUUUGUAUUGUUAGAGAUGAGAAAAAGUUGUAACGGAUAUGAUAAGUGUUUCUGUAGAGUGAAGAAUUAAGGACCGGAGCACAAUUUUGAGAGUUUUUGUACGUUGCCUCGAUGAACAAGUCCAGAAACGUAUUUUUCCUGAAAUUCGACUCGGAUCUGGAUUCAUUUUCUACCUCUUGGAUUUUGAGCAGCUUCUAUAGAGUAUUAGAACGAUGGUACUAAACUAGUUGAUUCAUUAUUAAAUAUGGUUACCGAAAAUUUAGAAGAAUCAAAGAUGAGCACUUUCAAGUUGAGAGAGAUUUAUUUGAGAUAUAUUGAAAGGCUUUAUAUUAUGAGAAAAUGUUCAAGCACUAACUUAUAAUAAAAUGUUUGCAAAAA